GGAAGUGGAUCCUCAUUCUACGUCAAUGCAACAGGCUCCAACUGGUGCGAGUGUCCUCGCUUCUGGGAGUGCGGCAAAUAACGUAGUGACUAUGGUCGGAGACGUCAUGGGAGCACCGGGAUCCAGCGGAUCACCUGCUUUUCCUACGGAGUUCGAGCAAGCAGCUGACCGAAUGGUGGAGUAUUAUUUGACAGCGUACUCGUAUCUGUUGUUACAGCUCAUUGCGGGAGCCGCGGCUUUGGUGUUAUCUUAUAUUAAGGGUGUUAUCUUAUAUUACAUGUCCCACAACCAACCAUUUCUCACUCUUUUUCCAGUAGGAAAGAGGUGAGGGAUGUUCUGAAGAAUGUAAUGCUGCAACCUUUAAUGAUACCCAAG
Molecule: messenger RNA, 375 nt
Organism: Amoebophrya sp. A25
Lineage: Eukaryota; Dinophyceae; Syndiniales; Amoebophryaceae
Source: the annotation of a GenBank genome assembly